Molecule: messenger RNA, 552 nt
Organism: Emiliania huxleyi CCMP1516
Lineage: Eukaryota; Haptophyta; Isochrysidales; Noelaerhabdaceae
Exons: 4
Coding region: 1-552 (183 amino acids)
Molecular function (GO): catalytic activity
Source: RefSeq, a predicted model, not a curated record
AUGUCGCCCACCCUCAUGGCCGACUCGGACGGCUCUUCCACCGGCUCCGGAUCGGCAGUCUCCGUCGGCGCGCUCCCGUUCGCUGUCUCCGAGGAGACUUGGGGCUCCAUCGCCUCGCCCUCCGCGCGCAACCUGAUCUCUGGCCACAUCCCGAGCUACGGCGGCACUUCGCGCGGCGGCGCCGGCCUGCUCUCCUCGGAGACAGAUCACAUCGGAUUCCACACCCGCCACCUGAAGGACUUCUCGUUGCUCUACAACUACAUGCGCACGGGCAUCGACCCGCUCGACGGCGAUACCGUGGCGAUUGAGAUGAAGAAUCCGGCUCAGAUGGACCUCUCCACGAUCAAGGUGCUCAUCGUCGAGGGCGAUUUCGCUUGGGCGUACAACAACGAGACCGGCUCGUGGGGCUACGCGCCCGGAUCGGAGGGCACGACGCAAGCCUUCUUUCAGGAGUUCCAGCUUGCGCUCAUCAACUCCAAGUACGGCAAGAACGCGGGAAUAUUUUACCUAAUAGUUCACUACCCAUUUUGUUCCUCUUUCCGUGUAUUUUGA